This is a messenger RNA of Spirometra erinaceieuropaei, 3404 nucleotides long. Lineage: Eukaryota; Metazoa; Platyhelminthes; Cestoda; Diphyllobothriidea; Diphyllobothriidae. The record is from the annotation of a GenBank genome assembly.
AUGGACCACAACCACGAAUCUGUGCCGCCCGAAAACAUUGACACGACAGAAAUUUUCAAAGGGCACGCUUUGCAGGAUUUUCGCACGCUGAGUCCAUCGUCCCCAAAAAGUCGGUUUGACGACUUCCUUACAUGUCUGUUAUAGCACGAGAGCAAACACUGGUUCUGCGUGCGCAGUUCAAGAGACUGAUGCAAAACGGCAUAUUUGGUAGCUACGCUGAUAUGAUUUCCAAGAUAAGAGAGUACGAAAAGGUAUGUUAAAGUGUAAUCACCCACUUGAGAAUUUCAGGAAGCCAGUUGUAGUUUCAGAAUCUCCCACAGCAGCAGGCUGCCUUUGGACCAUCCUGAAUUUAGCACAUUAAAAUAUGCGUACGUCUAUUUCGCCUGCAUCCAUGGAGGGAGGCGUAGUUAGGGAAAUUCAAGUCGGAGAACAAAGUACAUUUUUUCUAGUUAAAUGCCAAUGUGUCAGAUCAAUGCGGUUUCGCUGCCCGGCAAGAUUCACCGCGGUGAGAUUUUGUGGCGAACUCCACGUCAGGUCGGUGUACAUGAUGCAUAACCACAUCUGUAACCGUACGUUGGUGUUUGCAUACCCAAGAUUCCGCCGCCUUGAAGGCGAAGUCGGCCAAGGACUUCUCAAAAGGAUUUCCCAAAUAAGGCCUUCCAUCGGUCGGUUGAAGGUUUAUUUAGGUAGUAAGCAUUCUCUUUAAAAUCAGUUCUGUAGGUUCGUUUGGGAUAAACUACAAAAUGAAGGACCUUGCAAACAUGCAAAGGCGCGUCUUUAAAUCUGACCCAAAGGUGAUGGGGAUGACUGACGCCCUCUAUCAAAUGAAGGGAGGAUGGUACCCUGAUUUCCUCUACGGGGAAAAAGGCCUCCAGGCUGUCUGCUUCACAACGCCAGCACUGAAAGCCGUGUUCGCUCAGUAUGCAAAGAUGGUGCAGAUGGACGGCACGUAUCGCACUAACCGCCACGGUUUUGUGUUAUACCGCAUAGUCAUCACUGACAAGCAUGGUCAUGCGCAGUCGGUGUUCUACUCCUUCAUAUACGGAGAAACGGCCGAAAACAUCGAAUGGGUCGUUCGUAAAUUUAAGGAACUGAUGGGCCCUGCUACCAAGGAAAUACGGACGGUUUUUAUCGACAAGAAUUUCAAAGAAAUACCCUAAUAGCCAAGCGAGCUCGCCGCGAGCUAACGUACUCUAGGGGGAUAGUGGGUCUUCAGCCUGCUCGUGAUUUGAUUGGUUCCUGGGUCGGGUGCGCCGGCGACGCGAAGCGCGCAAGCGGCCGCGCAUACUUGCACUUGAUUAUCGAUUGGUCUCGGCGGCCGAUAGUCCUCCCGCCUUCGCCGGUGCCACUUUUUGCUUUCUCACGCUGCACUGCGCACGCCGUGUCUCGGUCAACGCUGCCACCGCCUGUCUUUGCCUUGUUUCACUUGUCUUUGUGUUCUCCGUUGUCCCCUUUUCUCACAGUUAUAUUUACUCCUGUUAAUAGGCGUAAAAUACGGCGCCAAGCACUUAGAGUAGCUGAAGAAAUAAUACGAAGAGGCGGGUGAAAUGCCGUCGUCGGACACAUCAUCCGGUAGUUGGUCGGAAAGCGACACAGACGAUUCUAUGUCCUCAACUUCGCUGGCGAACGAAUGCUCUUCUUCCUCGGAGGGUACGGGUGUGUCUACGGACGAAGAAGUUGGUUCAACGGCAGAAGUAGAGGAGGAAGAUUCAAGCCCUCGUGAAAGUUUGCGAAAGUGGGCUUUACGGUCGAAAGUUCCGCAGUCUCACUUGAACGAUCUGCGGAAGGCUUUGAAACCGUGGUUGCCGGACCUACCUGCUGACGCACGAACGCUGUUGGGCGCGACAUACUUCUCUGCACCGCGCACGGCAAUGGUCAGCGGUGAGUACAUGCAUUUGGGUCUUGCCACUCAGGUCAACGCGCAGUUGCGUAAUCUAGCUCUGCCCCCUUCGGUAGAAGAAGUAGUUGUAAGCCUAGCAAUAGAUGGUCUUCCAAUCCAUGGGAAGACGAAGCGUGAAUUUUGGCCUAUUUUAGGUAGAAUUAGGAAGCCAAUAUUAAGUAAGGUCUUCACUGUAGGCAUAUACUGUGGAGCUGGUAAGCCUUCGGACGUGCAGGCGUUCUGCAAACCGCUUGUCGACGAUUUAUUAUCGUUGGAGGAAGACGGUUUGCUGCUCGAUGCGGGUGACAGAACUCUGCGUUUCCGUCUGGCUUCCGUCAUCUGUGACGCUCCAGCAAGAGCUUUCAUUAAGCAGAUUAAGAUUGUUAAUGCUUACUAUGGCUGCGAACGCUGCAUCGGAUGUUUUUCUUAGACAUCUUGAUGCAAACGGAGGGGUAGAGACUAGCAGUGAGUGGGUGGAAACGUGUAGAUGUCGGUUCUUUUCGAGCUGGGAACUACCAUGUGUCCACAUAGUCAACUGUAUAGCCUCCAAAGCAGCUGAUCCUCAGCUCGCCCUGACAAACUGCAGAUGGCUAACCGCGAAGGAAGUGGUAGAAGUGGCCAGUUUCAGCGGGUAUCCUGACCAGCAACCAACCACGAGUUUCCUCUCGGACGUCGUUCUAAAGAACAAGCUGCCUCCAUUCACUGAGGCAUACAAGUACCGCGAAGCGAUGAAGCGCAUAGAACCCAUUCUCGAGAAACUCAAGAGAAGCGGCCGAAGGCGCUUCAGUAAACUCCUUCGUAAGUUGGACGCUUUCGCAGACGAAAUCGUAAACGGCGGGACUUCUGAUUCCCCCGACCAAUUGCCGCCUUAUCCCGUGGAGGCGAACGCGGGCGGUCGGUGAGGGUCAAAUGGUUGCGCGAUGUUUUAUGAGGCGGGAGGGCGACAUUUUGUGCGCACAUUCAGGGGCUGGGCAUCAGCAGCCCUUUUUAGUGCUGCACAAUGACAGGUUGCUCCCCAACUUCCACGUCCGGGGUCGACCACGUGUGAAACCGCCGACAAUAAGGCCGUUUACAGCCAGACGUGGUUCAGAUUACACUGCUGUUAACCAGCCUAGUCGAUCGAUGUCUGAUACACCUCUAGCCCUAAGGAACAGAAGACAGCGACUGUCGGGCAGUUUGUCUGAUCAGAAAACCGUCCGUAGUCAGUCAAUCAGUCGUCUGUGAUAGUUAUUGUGAUAGCAGGCAAUGCGCUUGCCAAGCCGAAAGGCGCUAACAUGGCUGUGAUAAGUAUGCAAAUGUCUCCAGUGCUAUAUUCUUUGCUUGUCGAACGUAGUUCCUUGGUAGCAUGACCCUGAUUUCCUACUUUGAAAUGUAUGGCACGGCAAAGCAACAACCAGAGGCAUCUGAGCGAACGUCGGCGUAAAUAGACGACGGCACAGUCAUUGGUAAGUGGAGUGAGGUAAAGUUGAAUGUGUUCCGCACAGACGCAACCUUCAACAGACCGCUUGUGAAAGUGAGAAACUGA